AUGACUGUGCUGAGCUCCAAGAAAAUCUUGCAAGACAAUGAUACCACUGAUCCCAAUUCCAUCACUUCUCUUACACUCACCCACAAAGCCCUUUCUGAUGUUUCAUGCUUGGGCGAGUUCAAGAAUUUGGAAAGACUUGAUCUUGGUUUCAACAAUUUAACUUCUCUUGAGGGUUUGAAGUCUUGUGUGAAUUUGAAGUGGUUGUCGGUUUUGCAGAACAAGCUUGAGAGCUUGAAAGGGAUUGAGGAACUCAGUAAACUAUCUGUAUUGAACGCUGGAAAAAACAAGCUUAAGUCAAUAGACGGGGUCAAGUCUCUUGUAAGUUUGCGGGCAUUGAUUUUGAAUGACAAUGAUAUCAGUUCAGUUUGCAAGCUUGAUCAGUUGAAAGAGUUGAAUACUCUAGUUCUCUCCAGGAAUCCAAUCCGCACGCUUGGUGAAUCUGUGGUUAAACUUAAGUCAAUCACAAAACUUUCUCUUUCAAACUGCCAACUGCAGACCAUUGGUUCAUCACUCAAGUACUGUGCAGAGUUAAAAGAGCUUCGCCUUGCCCACAAUGAGAUCACGACUGUUCCAGGUGAGUUUGUCCAUCUCGUAAAACUCCAGAAUCUAGACUUGGGAAACAACUUUAUCACAAAGCGGUCAGAUCUAAAGGUGCUCUCUUCAUUAGUCAACCUAAAAAAUUUGAAUCUACAAGGAAAUCCAGUUUCUGAACAGGAAAAUUUAGUGAAGAAGGUGAAAAACCUAGUACCAAAUGUGCAGAUCUUUAAUGGUAGACCAAUUGAAAAGAUAAUGACGACGGAAGAGAUUGACAAGGGUGAUGUUUCUUCAGCAAAAAGGACCUCGAAAAAAGGUGAUCCAGAUAAUACUGGAUCUCUUGGCUUGGAAAAAAGGAAAAAUCUAUUUGAUGAAAAAGCUUCUUAUGGCCCUGAGGAUGGUACAAUCUUGGAGAAGAAAAUAAAUAAAAAGUUGAAGAUAUUGCUGCAGAAUGAUAACAAUAUCACAGAUGUAGAAACUCCAACUGUGGAACCUCAUGAGAAAAAGAAAUCAAAGCACAAAAUGCAACACACAGAUGAACCUGUGAUGGGAAAAGCUUCAGAUAUCCAGGGUGAUCAUAUCAUGAUAGACAAGAAACCUGAUAAAAAAUCAAGAAAAAAAGUGAAAGGGGAUAACAUUAAUGUUAUAGACAGUGCAGAAGCUCCUUUUAUGGAUCUUUUUACCGACAAGACUGACGCCGGCAUAAACACUGAUGAGAAGAAGUUAGAUCAUAAAACUAAAGAUAGAGAUGCCGUUAGCUGUUUGGUAACCUUUCCAACUAAGAAAAAGAAGAAGAACCGCAGUGUUGAUCCAGCUGCUCUUCAGUUGUCUCCAGUAGAAGAAGUUGGAUUAGGUGGACCGUCAACAUGGGAUGACUUGUGA
This is a messenger RNA of Fraxinus pennsylvanica, 1416 nucleotides long. Lineage: Eukaryota; Viridiplantae; Streptophyta; Magnoliopsida; Lamiales; Oleaceae. The record is from the annotation of a GenBank genome assembly.